Molecule: messenger RNA, 2561 nt
Organism: Heterotrigona itama
Lineage: Eukaryota; Metazoa; Arthropoda; Insecta; Hymenoptera; Apidae
Source: the annotation of a GenBank genome assembly
AUGUUUGCCAAGUCGAAAAGCAGUGGCUCGGCACCGAGCAUUCUAUUGCCGAACGCUCUGCAAAAUUUGUACGAAGUUGGCAAACAAUCGGCCACCGCGGGUCCCGAGAACGCUUGGCGCAUAUACGACGGCUACACGAAAACCGAUCGAAAGGAAGUCUCGAUAUUUUUCUUCGACAAGAGAUCAGUGGACAAGCUGCACAAGCCAAAACGCAAGGAGACCGUGACAGAGAUUUUACGCACCGGGGCGCGACAAAUGGAACGAUUCUCUCAUCCGAAGAUACUGCAAGCAUACAAGGUCGAGGAGUGCGCUGAUAGUUUGGCAUUCGCGUCGGAGCCGGUUCUCGCCAGUCUUGCAAACGUUCUGGCGUAUCAGGAACAACGUGCGAACAACAGUGGCCAAUCGUCGAGCAACGCAACGAAACAAACGUCCUCGGUCGCCGGUCAUCGUGCCACGUACACGAAAGAGUACGAAUUGCUCGACAUCGAGAUCAAAUACGGACUGUUGCAGGUGAGCACAUCGAGUUCUCUUCCUUCACUUUCGUAUUUCACCUCUUCUCUUUCAUACCCCGCCUCUUUUCACCAGAUCACGGAGGCCCUGCUAUUUCUUCACGGCACCUGCAAAGUCCUCCACAGGAACGUUUGCCCAGCCAGCGUCAUAAUUACCAAGAGAGGCACUUGGAAAUUGUCGGGCCUCGAAUUUAUCGCUCCAGAAGUGCAACAAAAGAAAAUGGGAGGCUUCUACAGUGAUAUGUACAGCUUUGGUAUGACGAUAUGCGCGAUUUUCAAUCAAGGACGACCGUUAAUCCAAGCGAAUCAUAGUUGCUCCGAGUAUCUGAAACAGCUGGAAAACCACAAGGAGCAAGUCGAAAUGAUACUACAUCUAAUCCCUCUUCCACUUCGUGAGGCCGUUUCCCGAUUGUUGCACGUCGAUCCAGAAAAGAGGCCAACCAUUCAAGUUCUAUCCAUGAUCAAAUAUUUCCAAGAUCCACCGGUGUACGCGCUUCAAUUUCUCGAUGUCAGCAAGAUGAAAGACGUAUUGCAGAAAGAGCACUUUUAUACGACUACACUGAAAGGAAUAUUGCCUUACAUACCAAGGAAACUUUGGUAUCAGCACAUCUGGACGUAUUUACAAGCUGAAUUGGAAAGUCAAGAAAUUCAAUCGGCUGUGUUACAACCAGUGUUUUACAUUGUACAAAACAGUACACAAGAAGAGUACGAUCAAAUUAUAUUUCCAUCGUUGCGGUUACUUUUUUCGAACCGGAAGUCGAUUCAGGGUACAGUGUCGCUUCUGGAGAACAUGCAUUUGAUAUUGAAGAAAACAUCCCGGGAAUAUAUCGAGAGCGAGAUACUUCCAAUGUUGUAUACGUCCUUUGAGAACUCGACUAUCCAAGUACAGACCGCAGCAUUCGUAGCUGUGUCGAACGUGACCGAACACAUAGACGACGAAUCCGUUCGGAAUAUCGUUCUGCCAAAACUUCUUCAAGCCUUUGAGAAGAAUUUGGUGGACUCCCGAAUACUCAUGAACGUGAUCCCUUGUAUUUUAAACCGGUUGGAGAAGCAGAAAAUCAUCGACUGCAUCUUACCGUUGUUGUUCAGUGUGAAACUUCAAGAACCGGAGAUAAUCGUUCGGGUUUACGGACUUUCCGUCAACUGGAUGGCGACUCGAGCGAUGCCCUCUUUGCUACCUCACACCAUCAACCCAGCGCUGAGUCUCGAACAGUUUGAAUUGCUUCUCAAAAUAUUGCAGGACAUGCUGAAUCAUAUCGAAAGAAAUCAGAGGAAUCAGUUGACCUUGGACAAUCUGUCAUUAUCGAGCCCGGAACGAUACCGAAAUUUACGACACCAACACAGUACGGAUAACAUGUACGUUGCACCUUUCAACAUUCCAAACUUGCGCAUCGAGCAACGCAAGACUUCUUCGGCCGAGGACAUGGCUCGGAAAAAUAGCACAACCAUGUUCAAAUGGUUCUCAUCUUCGAACAACGACAACAGUAAUUUCUUGAAAGUGGCGAAUACCUUCACGAGUAGACGGCUAUCGGACAACACCCUAAUGACACCGAAGAUACGAAUAGCACCGUCUUGCGACAGUUCUCCAGGUGUUACACCUGGCGAUGGAUUGCCCAUACGGCGCCACUCGAGCACCGGACCUCAGGAUCGACGAGGAUCCAAUAUAAAUUUAUCGCCUUUCUUGGGUACAGGAAUGCCAGUUACCAGCAGUAGCGUGCCAUACUUGGUUAGCUCGAGCAUGAAUAGCAUACGAGGCUCGAGGCGUCCAUCCGUCUCUUCAACGUCCUCCCAGCAAGGGACUGGAUUGCUGCAGCAGGUUGGCUCCAGCAUGUAUCAAUUCUUCAACAAACAGUUCGACGCCUAAACCGUUCGCGUAGAAUAUCUACGCGUAUCUACGGCGUAGCCAUUCUCGUGAAAUGCAACUGAUUUACUGUUCGCGACUCGCGCGACCUGACGAGAGGAUGCAAGAAAGGAAGAAAGCAACCUCGAAGAGAAUAAUCCUGCAAGGGUCUUGCGUCGAACGAGCAGGUGAGUUCUUUCAUUUGAAUUGGU